This is a messenger RNA of Solanum pennellii, 1277 nucleotides long. Its product is annotated as RING-H2 finger protein ATL16. NCBI's taxonomy places the organism in Eukaryota, Viridiplantae, Streptophyta, Magnoliopsida, Solanales, Solanaceae. The coding region runs from base 137 to 1183 and encodes 348 amino acids. The record is from RefSeq and is a predicted model, not a curated record. Gene Ontology annotation, molecular function: transferase activity. The transcript has a single exon. Gene Ontology annotation, biological process: protein ubiquitination.
UUCUCUCAUAACACUAAAAUUUGUCCAUUUUCUCAUAACACAUUUUUUUCUCCAUAACAUGUUCAUGUGCAUUCAAGAUCCAAACAUAACCAUUUGUUCCACUUUUGUCCUUACAUAAUUUUUUUUUUUUAAUAUCAUGGAUCUUGUUAGACUAAAGUAUUUUGAAUCUUUUUCACAUAUGAAAAAUCAUACAAUUAGUCCUCCAAUUUUUGGUUCACCUAUACAUUCUUCAUCAAAUCAUGCUGGAUUUCCAAUUAUAGCAGUUGCUAUUAUUGGAAUAUUAGCAACUUGUGUUUUACUAGUUAGCUAUUACAUUUUUGUGAUAAAAUGUUGUUUGAAUUGGCACAGAAUUGAUCUCUUGAGACGAUUUUCGAUCUCAAGAAAUCGUCGUGUUGAAGACCCUUUAAUGAUUUACUCACCAGCAGUAGAGAAUAGGGGAUUAGACGAAUCAGUGAUUCGUUCAAUCCCCGUAUUUAAGUACAAGAAAAGGGAAGAAAAUUCAAGAAUUCAUAGUGAAUGUGUUGUUUGUUUAAAUGAAUUUCAAGAAAAUGAAAAGCUAAGAGUCAUACCAAAUUGUGCACAUAUUUUUCAUAUUGAUUGUAUUGAUGUUUGGUUACAAAACAAUGCAAAUUGUCCACUUUGUAGAAACAGUAUCUCAUCAUGUACAACAAUUAAUAACACAAAGUUAUUGUUGUACCCUUUGGAUCCAAUCAUUGCUCCAAGUUCAACACCUUAUCAAGAUCCAAAUCUUGAAAAUUUUAGAGAUGAGGAUUAUGUUGUGAUUGAAAUAUCAAACAAUAAUCAAGAAAGGUUGAUGGUGAAUAAUACAGGGGAAAUAACAGGGCAUUUUUCGCCACGAAAAACAGAACAACAAAAGGUUUCAUCAAGAAAAUGUAACAAGUUUAGACAUGUAACAAGUAUGGGAGAUGAGUGUAUAAAUAUGAGGAAGAAAGAUGAUGAGUUUGAUUCAAUUCAGCCUAUAAGAAGAUCAUUUUCAAUGGAUUCAGCGACGGAUCGACAACUUUACGUAGCUGUUCAAGAGAUUAUAAUGCAGCAACAAAGGCAAGUGAGUGAUGUUAGUCCCUUUGAAAGUAGUAGCAGUAGAGUAAAAAGAUCAUUUUUUUCAUUUGGACAUGGAAGGGGAUUAAGAAAUGUAGUUUUACCUAUUCAGUUAGAGUCAUAAUGAGAAAAAUGAUUGAUUUUUUUAUUGUAAUUUUUUGUGUGUAGAAAACGUAGUUGUUGAUAUUAAUAUAGAAGUUCAACUUUUUGAAGGUGAA